CACGAUAUCUCAUAUUCGUAGGUACAUUUCGGAUAUCGGGGCUCAUCAACUCCAGCCCCUCUUCAUUGCUAUGGGAACGACCACUGUCGUGGCCUUCACAACCGUCUUCGUGACAGAGCGCUGGCUACGACACCGAGGGACAAUCGCUCGAAACACUUCCUGGUUUCAGAAACUUCUCAGUACUCUUGCAAUCGUGUUUGCUGUAAUUGGUAUGAUUGGUUUAAUCAUUCUUAUUUGCAAAAACAACAUUCACAACUCUACAACUCACGAUGCAUGUCUCGUUGUUUUCAUUGCUGGAUAUAUCGUCUCCGCUAUCUUCGUCUGCGUGGAAUAUCAACGUCUCGGGAUUCAUUAUCGCGAACACCGUAUUCUUCGGGUAUCUUUUUGGAUAAAACUUGUUUUCAUAUUCGUGGAGUUGGGACUGGCAAUCGCAUUUGGGGUCCUUAACCAUCAGAAAAAGUACAAUCCAGCUGCCGUUUGUGAAUGGUUCCUCUCCUUCAUUUACACGUUCAAUGUCUGGAGCUACGCCAUCGAUUUCAUUCCAGCAGUCAGACGGCAGCACUACGCUAGUAAAUAGACCGAAUUCUAUGUGGCCGACGGUACGGACGCCGAUUCGAGGAUCAGACGAUGCUCAAGUGGUGUAAUGGAGGGACAGUGUGCCUAAGGUUCAACCGGUGUUACUCGUGGUCCAAAUCCGAAGUAUUCGGUUGUGAUUUUCUAUGGACGGACACCGCUUCAGUCGAUGUAUAUCGUCGAGACUCUCACGACGUCAACGGGAUCCAAAAGAACCGCGAUGGGCAACCUUACCUCCGCCGUUGCAAGCACCAUCAUCCAAAACGCAUCCGGCCCAGCCUUCCACGAUAUUGGCUAUUACUUCUACAUCUUCCUCGCAUUCUGGGAUCUCAUUGAUCUCGACUUUAUGUGCAUUUCUUGUUUCCUGAGACAAAAGAACGUACCCCGGAGGAGUUGGCUGAGGUCUUUGAAGUAAUACUCCGGUCGCUAAGAGCUUGGAGAAGCGCGGUACAGCCGCAACAUUGGAUGCGACUGGGGCUGAGACUCAUAUCGUGGCAUGCGAAAGAAGGCUGGGAAGUUUGAUUUGUGGGAAUUAUUCGAGUAGUAUAUUUGUGUCCGCUAAAGGUACUGCGAGCUAUUCUACAGACAUGCUCGAAGCAGGUCGAGGAGUAGCAAAUACAGUCGUCGAAUUAACCACUUU
This is a messenger RNA of Cadophora gregata, 1213 nucleotides long. RefSeq lists its product as uncharacterized. The coding region runs from base 71 to 577 and encodes 168 amino acids. The transcript has 3 exons. Gene Ontology annotation, biological process: GPI anchor biosynthetic process. Gene Ontology annotation, cellular component: endoplasmic reticulum membrane; Golgi membrane. The record is from RefSeq and is a predicted model, not a curated record. Lineage: Eukaryota; Fungi; Ascomycota; Leotiomycetes; Helotiales; Ploettnerulaceae.